AUGGCGCCUGAUCCUCAAAUCAUUAUAGUAGGGGCAGGGAUAGCUGGCCUCUGUUUGGCCAUCAUGUUAGAGCGAGCAGGGAUGAGCCGAUACAUCGUCUUAGAGAAGGCCUCACAUAUUCGACCUUUGGGAAGCGCAGUUUGCUUAAGUGCAGUGAUGCUUCGGUGUUUUGAACAGUUGGGUCUCUUACCUGAGAUCAUUGAGAUCUCGAAGCCUUGUGUUGGAAACGUCUUUUUGGAUGGAGAUUUGAAUUUUAUUGGUAACUUGUCGUCUAUUUUUAUUGGACAACGGUAUGGAUACUUUAACAUCAUGGUCCCUCGGCCUGAUCUCUACACGGUCCUUUAUCGGCAUGUGCCGCGCCACAAGGUGCUGUUUGGAAAGAAAGUAUUACAGCUUUCCCAGACAGACGUAUCAGCCCAUGUUCAAUGUUCCGACAAUUCAGUUCUCCAUGCUGAUAUCGUCAUUGGAGCGGAUGGAGCCUAUUCUGGCGUGCGGCAGGCGCUCUACAAGUCUAUGCUCAGUUCUAACGCUCGCCUUCAACGUCGCCAUCGCCGCCAUUAUGAUCACCAUCACCAUGGCGUCUUUAAUGCAAUUAAGAACAUUGCCCAAGAAGGGACUCAAAAAGAAGAAGGGAGAGUAGGUGGGGGAGGACUAGAUGGCAAUGAGAUUAUUGCGUCACGCUCAAGAAUGAAUGGUUGCCAAGUAUCAGAAUCAGACUUGGCACCACUACGGUUUGAUCAGCAUGCAGUCGUAGGAAUCACUAAACCUUUGGAUCCAGAAAGGUACCCCUUUUUGAAGGAUAAGAGCUGUCAGGUUGUUACCGUCAUGGCCAAAAACGGGUUCUCAGCGUGGUUGUUCCCAAUGACACGUAACCGUAUCUGCUGGGGCCUCGCGUCUCGUACUUUCGAGACGGCUUCAGAACAAAAGCAGGCUUCUAAAGGGCUCGCUGCCAACUUUAAGAUCUCGGAAUGGGGGCCAGAGGCUGUCGAUCAGAUCCUGCAACUGGACUAUGUCAAGAAUCAAAAAUCGCCCUAUGGAGGAACUCUUCAAGAUCUGUUUGACCAAACUGAGAAGGGGACACCUGUAAGAAUCAUGUUUGAAGAUAAGGCAUUCAAGACGUGGUAUUACAAGAGAACAGUGCUGAUCGGUGAUGCUUGCCACAAAUUAAUCCCAUUCUCCGGAGUGGGAGCAUUACAGGCCAUCCUGGAUUGUAUUAUUUUAGCGAACGCAUUGUAUGACAUGCCAGAUGGGAAUAGUUUCACAUCCGCAGACAUCACUCGGGCGUUCCAGGUUUAUUAUGCUCAGCGAUCCAGAGCUGCAGAAGCUGCAGUCAAAGCCUCAACCCAAGUCUCUGAUUUCAUUAGUAAUACAAGCUGGCUCAGUCGGAUGGCUCGAAAUGCAACCUUGGCGAACAUGCCGGAUUUUGUCCUGACCCUUGUGGGUGAUCGAGUCUUUGCAAGUCGGCCGAUCCUGAGCUAUUUACCAUUUGUACCUGAUUAUGGGGCCCGUAAGAGUAACCCACAGCCCUUGGGCAGGAGAGAUCGGGAGGAAUUGGAGUCGCUGAGGCUACGGGAACGUAAGAUGAAGGAAGAGGCAGCGAGAGCGUUGAAGGAGGAGAAACGUAAGGUGAAGAAAAAUGCGAGGACAGCUAUUAUAAAAACAGCAGCGAUAUCAGCAUCAACACCAACGCCAACAGCAGCAACAGCGCCAGCAAGCACAGAGGAGUCUUUGAAGAAAAAUGCUGUCCGUAUCCCAAGGGCCGCAACUUCAUCCUCGUUUGUUAGUCAGCCGAACAUGUCCUUGUCGCUGCAAUACCAAAAUUCCAUGGGCAAGGUUUCACCUGAUCAUUCAUUGUCCAGCACAUCUACAUACUCUUCUAUCUCGGCGGAUCGGCUCUCCGAGCUUUCUUUUGAAGGAAGAACACCAGCAGUGGCUCUUUGUAGGAAUAACUAUAGUGUAGAAACGGACGCUGGCAUUGGCGUUGGUGGUAGUGGUUCCAUUAGUACUAACAAUACUAAUGGUGCUAGCCAUCAAGGAGCUAUAGGCACCAAGUCUAGCUUGAAAAACAAUGGCAGUUGUGCUUACGUCGCUGAUGAUGACACUGUUUCAAUAAGUGACUCUGCCUCCAUUUUUUCUUUUUCAAGUCGAUACACAUUGCCGUAUAGCGCAGAUGACCUUGAGCGCGAGGCUCACGUCUAUUGUUAUGGGCGCAAGGCCGUUGGCCAACGCAGAAGCAAAGACAAAAUGGCCCAUCCUCGCUCUCGAUCUCAUCCUCAUCCCCAUGAUGAUGACAAUGGUCACCACGUUCGUCAGGAUUCCAUGGGAUCUACAAUAUCUAGCCUAUGGUACCGGUAUGCUCAAUUCGGUCGACCUUCUACAACCGAAACAAAAACAACGACAAUAACGCCUAUAGACGUGCCAGCAUCUACAUCAGUAAUAGCAUUGACGGCUGAUGGUAAUUGUGGCCAUCGUUCCGACUACCAUCGCCAUACUGAUGCCCCUUUUAUGGCAUCCGCAGGAAGUUGA
Messenger RNA from Lobosporangium transversale, 2526 nucleotides. RefSeq lists its product as hypothetical. The coding region runs from base 1 to 2526 and encodes 841 amino acids. Gene Ontology annotation, molecular function: FAD binding. Lineage: Eukaryota; Fungi; Mortierellomycota; Mortierellomycetes; Mortierellales; Mortierellaceae. The record is from RefSeq and is a predicted model, not a curated record. The transcript has 4 exons.